GAAAAUAUUAAAAAUCUUAAUUACCUUCUUAUCAAUACCGAUGAAAAUUCUCAAUUAAUUGAUAAUAUUGAGCGUAGUUCAAUUAUACUACAAAAUUUAGGACAAGCUCUUCCUUCUAAAAUGGAAUAUUUAUGUUUGUUUCUUUGCAUUAAAGCAAGUGAUUUGGAAGUAUUCUUAAGAAAUUCUCAAAAUACCUUCAUUAAAAAAUUGGUGAUAUAUAAUUAUAUAGAAUAUAGUGAUGAUAAUAAUAUUUUACCUUUUAUAAAAAAAUAUAUUAUGAAUGAGAAAAGAGUUGAAUAUUUAGCUAUUAUAGAUAAUUUCUUAAAAAAAGAUCCAAGAUAUAUCGUUGAAAGUGGAGAUUUGUCUCAUUUGAAAAAUGAAGUGGAAGAAUUUAAAUUACGUGAUAUUAAAGUUCGGUGUUAUAAUAAACUACUAAAUAGUAGUUAUUGGUUUAUAAAAGAUAUUGAUUAAUUAUUUAAUUAAUA
This is a messenger RNA of Rhizophagus irregularis DAOM 181602=DAOM 197198, 485 nucleotides long. Lineage: Eukaryota; Fungi; Glomeromycota; Glomeromycetes; Glomerales; Glomeraceae. The record is from RefSeq and is a predicted model, not a curated record.